Messenger RNA from Drosophila teissieri, 1271 nucleotides. RefSeq lists its product as uncharacterized. Bases 257 to 973 code for a protein of 238 amino acids. The transcript is spliced from 2 exons. Lineage: Eukaryota; Metazoa; Arthropoda; Insecta; Diptera; Drosophilidae. The record is from RefSeq and is a predicted model, not a curated record.
CUGUCAGGGCUGCAACAAAAACGUGCGUGAGAAAAUAAUAGAAAAAUACAAACUCUACAGAAACGCCGCCGCUAAAUUUUUGAGUCAGGUAAAGUCGGCUUGCUCAUCCAAUCACCUUGACAGAGGCGCUGCAAACGAACAGCAUGCACUACUAUACAUUACUACACUACGUAUACUAUAUGUGCUUUUCCAGAGAGACUGUUGUGAAACCUCAUAUAAAUACGUUAUUAGCAUAAAUCGUUCUGAACAGUCAGAAAUGAAGCCGCAAACAGGACGGAUCGUGAGGAGCAGUUCGCCGAGCUGGCUAUUUGCAUUGAUGCCCCUGAUGAUCGAUGCAGUUUGCGGGAGAGCUCAGUAUGCAUCACCUUAUGGCAAUGCUUAUGCAAUUAGCACAUCCAACUACGCCCCAUCCAACUACGCCAAUCCAGAUGUGCAAUCGCUAUGGUCGGGUCCUCCCAUCAUUGUGAAUGAUAAUCAGUUUGGUGCCCAGGAACAGCAGCAGUAUCCAAAAAGUAAUGUAUAUUAUGGCGGUGCACCUUCCACCUACAGACAACCAUAUCCAAAUUGGAGGAGCGAGCAGCCAACACGUGCUCCCAAUCACAACUACAACAAUGUGCCGGGCUACUUUUACUAUCAACAACAGGAGACUACACCCUCAACACCACUGCGAUACCCCCAAUCUAUACCACCGCAGCUCCAGCCAUAUCCGCAAAGAAAUCCGGAAUUGGAUACCAGCGAUUCGCGGCGCGAGGAGGAGGAGCAAGUGGUGCGAAUUGGCGGCAGUCGCUCCCUGGCCACAAAUAACUAUCAAAAUACGUACAAUAAUAACGAGAAUUUCUAUGAGCCCGCCCAGCCCUGGAGGCGUCGUGAUAUUCAGGCCAAAUAUGCCCAACAUUUCGCCGAAUAUUUGCGUAAAUAUCCCAGACGCCUGCAGCCAGUAUACAGCACCAGCGAAGAUUUCGAUGAGAAGUAAGGCGUACACCCAGCAUUUUACCCUGCGCAAAUAGCAAAACCAAAUUGAAUAAAUCCCCUCAAGAGCCAUUAGGCUUUUCGUUGAAAGCGUGCCAAGAAAACAAUUUUUGCCCUCUGCUCGGAACAGAUCAAUUGCAUCCGAUGAAGAUAAAGAUGCAGCUGCUGCAGAGUCAACAUCCACAUACAGUAAAUAUUGGUUUAGCCCUUUAAAAGGCAGGAAAAAGUUAUUGUAUGUCAAGUAACUAUGCAUAGAUAGUUCCCUAAGAGAUUCACAACAAUAAAAGUUUGUUACAAAAAUU